Hibiscus syriacus is the source of this 2556-nucleotide messenger RNA. RefSeq lists its product as uncharacterized. Lineage: Eukaryota; Viridiplantae; Streptophyta; Magnoliopsida; Malvales; Malvaceae. The transcript has 10 exons. The record is from RefSeq and is a predicted model, not a curated record. Bases 269 to 2317 code for a protein of 682 amino acids.
UGUAGCUCACAUCCAAUAAUAGUGUUAGACGUGGUGUUAACGUGUGGAAUCUUACCUUCCUUCCUUGAUCACGCUUUCCAAGCCAACCAAAGUCUUUCCCUCUCAACAAUUUUAGUUCCUUUCAUUAAAUACACAACAGUUUCAUCUUCUUUUUGCCCCUAUUUAAUUUUUUUUUGUUAUGAAGUUAGAAGACUUUUGUUGCUUCCUUCUUUUUCUCUCUUCCAUUUUCAUGGAAUUCCUUUCUUCAAGUGCUUAGAGCUUAAUUUUGAUGGGGAAACACGAUGAAGGACGCUCUGUUUUUCCUUUAACCAGUCUCCAGAUCGGAGACUUGCAGUCUUAUCUUUCGGAUCUUAGCCUUUUCUUGUCCCUUGAAAGUAACAAACUCUACAUUUUGGUGGACAACCGGCCAUGGCUCAGGGACUUAGAUUCACGCCCAGCUCACUUGUGGCAAUUAAUGGUUACCAAGUCCAGGUUAUCUCCUUUUGCUAACACCAAAGGUCGUAGGGAAAGAAAGGAUGGAAAACAAGCUUCUUCCAAAUCAAAUGCUAAAGAUGCCAAGAAGUUUGAAAGAUGGUUCUCUUUGAUUGAUGCUGUAAUGUUGUCUAGAAAGAGGAUUUUGCUACCUGUUAAGAAGCUGAGAACCUCUUCUCUUCUUAGCAGCGAGCUGCAUCAGACAUUGUAUGGCUUCAUUGUAUUUGAAGUUUCAUGGUCCAAUGUUCGAGGUCUUAACUACUUGAAUGAACUUCAGACGGAUACCUCUCUAGCCGUAGAGGCUAAAUUUAUGCGAAGAUGGGAAUUUGACAGCAUUGAUCAAGCAGCAAAUUGUAUAUCUUCAUGGUUCUCUGGAACAUUCUUGGAGCAGCAGCGUCUGAUAGAAUACCUGAAUUUAUCAACUGGAGACGUCUUCUUUGAUGCUGAACAAGAUUUUCCUAGGUCGAUCCCUUUGAACGACGAAGAAUAUAUCUGUGAUAGUUACAGCAUUGAGGAAAACUUCCUCCAUGAUCAUUGUGGCAAUUUCAGGCUACACCCUGCGACCAUGGACUGCGAAACAUUUGAGCCACACACUCCUCCUCCUACUGGACCUUAUAAGCGAAGGAAAGUAACUAGGGCAAUUAGUACUGGACGUGAAGUUGAUGUCUAUUGUGAGGAACGCCGAGAGCAAGCUAGAAACUUAUUGGACAACUCUAACGAAAACAUAGUCGAAGCUACAGAGUAUUGGGAUGUUCUUAUUUUUUUUAGAUUUGAUGAUAGAGAUCUCCCAUUUAAAUUAAAGCAAAUAAUAAUUCCUGAUCUGAGGUUACUUCGUUUACUAGAAGCGGGUCUUCCAUCUUGGGUCAUCUUCCUUCAAUCUUAUCCUGGCUUCUGCCAUACCUAUCGCCCAUGGAUGUGCCCUCUUGCUCGAGCUUUAUAUGUUCUGAUUUCAUUCACUACUGUUUUAAUAGGAUUUUAUGAUUUGUACAAAAAUGUCCCUGUUCUUAAAGCAACUGCUUCUCGUUUAUGUGGGCCACUUUUUCAUUGGAUAGAAACCUGGGAGAUGGUGUCAAGGAUCAAGUACUUGGGAACUAUGCUAUUUCUACAUAACUUUCAGAAGGCUGUUGAGUGGAUUUUGACGGCUACAAGUGCUAUUCGAUCAUUUUUCUCUUUUCUUUAUUUGCCACUGGCAGAACCAUUUAUGGGGUUGUGGGACUUCCUUUUGCCAAUUUGGAGUUUGUUGAGUGAACUAUUGGAAAGCUUAUUUUCAUCCAUAUGGAUUGUGAUUAGUUUUCUAUGCAGUCUAGUGGAGACUGUCAUAGAGGUUCUACUGAUGCCUAUAUGGUUUAUUGGCUCAGUUCUCUGGAACAUGGUGACUUCUGUCUUUUAUCCUAUAUUUUUGGUUCUUUGGGAAAUAUUAUAUGCCCCAAUACGCCUGGUCCUUUUCUUGGCCAGUUUUGUGGCUUCCGUGUCUGGCUUCAUCUUUGAUUUGGUUGGAGAUAUAUGGAGGUCAUUAAGUAGCAUAAUUCGACUUGCUUCUUCAGCUUCUGAAGCUACAGUAACCAGCACAUAUGAGGUCUCUGUAUGGCGUUCACUCUGGAAUGACCUUUUUUCCCAGGUUUUUCGUGCUGUCAGAAGUAUAUUAAAUGGAUUUGUUGCUUUCUUCACAGCCUGCAACAGACAUCGCCUAAGCAUUUACAAUCAUGUACAAGAUGUCAUUCAAAGACACUUUGGUGGAGUCCCUGGAUCACAAACCACGGAUCCAAGACGAAGCAAAUCAACCCAUGGAAAUCAAUAUCAAAUUUUUACGGUGAGAAGGAGAAGAGUCCAUAGUAGAAAAAUGUAGUCCUCCGACUUUGCCAUCGAGUUCAAAAUAUGCAAGAUUGUAUCCUUUCUCAUAAUCAAAACCAAACCAAAAUAGUAAUAUCUAUAUAGGACCCUAAAGGCAUAGGUUAAGACUUUUAGAGAGAAUUUCAUUCUUUUAUUCCUUCUGUGUAUUCAUUCUACAUGUUUAGCUUCUGGCGAAUGUAUAUUAUGUAAAGUUAGUUUGUAUAUUUUUAUGUGAAAAAAGGGUUUGGAAUUUAA